GAAAGCGACAACAGUCUUUACGGUCGAGCCGCCGUGACGAUUAAGUCUGUCAUGGUUGGCCGGGAGGAGGAUGGGCAUGAAUUCGCACUCUACGUUAUCGAGGUGCGUCGACAAGCAGGCGACCAGAUACCGGCGGUAACCUGGGCAGUCACAAGAAGAUAUAGCCAGUUCCACGAACUGCACAAGAGACUCAAGGCACGAUUCCCUUCAGUAAGAGAGCUGGAUUUCCCGCGCCGGCAGACUCUAUUCACGCUGCAAAAGGACUUUCUACAGAAACGACGGGUGACGUUGGAGAGAUACUUGAAGUCUCUGCUUCUUGUACCUGCCAUCUGCCGAAGCCGUGAACUGCGCGCGUUUCUUUCUCAAUCCGCCAUCGCCUCGAAUGGCAGCAAUGGCACGCAAGUCGAUGCGAAAGACUUUGUUACUCGAAUAUACAACUCCGUCUCCGAUGGUAUGGAAGAAUUCCUCGGCAACAUACCUGUGCUGGACCAGCUGUCUGUCGCUGGGCAGAACCUGAUCUCCGCAGCUACGUCUCAGAUCAGCGGCGGAGCGUCUGCCGAGAGCCUAGAUCCAGCAGCUCAGGAUCCCAGCACGGCGGCAGAGGCCGAAGCAGAACUCAACGCCUACGAGACCAAAGAAGUCGAGCCGUUCGUGAAGCCCAUUGCUGACCUCUUCCUGGAGACUUUCGAGCUGUCAAAGGGGAACAGCUGGCUCCGUGGACGGACCGUGGUCGUUGUGC
Messenger RNA from Zymoseptoria tritici IPO323, 739 nucleotides. RefSeq lists its product as uncharacterized. Lineage: Eukaryota; Fungi; Ascomycota; Dothideomycetes; Mycosphaerellales; Mycosphaerellaceae. Gene Ontology annotation, molecular function: phosphatidylinositol binding. The annotation marks the transcript as partial. The record is from RefSeq and is a predicted model, not a curated record. Gene Ontology annotation, cellular component: intracellular membrane-bounded organelle. The transcript has a single exon.